This is a messenger RNA of Penicillium crustosum, 1215 nucleotides long. RefSeq names its product anoctamin family protein. The record is from RefSeq and is a predicted model, not a curated record. The transcript has a single exon. Gene Ontology annotation, molecular function: chloride channel activity. Lineage: Eukaryota; Fungi; Ascomycota; Eurotiomycetes; Eurotiales; Aspergillaceae. Gene Ontology annotation, cellular component: cortical endoplasmic reticulum. Bases 1 to 1215 code for a protein of 404 amino acids. Gene Ontology annotation, biological process: chloride transmembrane transport.
AUGAGCGCUAUUUUGACGUCUAUCGCAACGAAGCUUAACGACUACGAGAACCAUGAGACAAAUGAUGCGUACGAUGCUGCAUUGACCCAGAAGGUCUUUGUUAUCAACUUCAUCACGUCUUAUAUGCCAAUUUUCCUGACGGCCUUUGUCUACGUGCCAUUUGCUAGCCGAAUUGUCCCCUACCUCGAUGUCUUCCGCUUGACAGUCCGACCUUUUGUGUCAAAGGAACAUGCCACCUCAAAGCGAUCGCAUUUCCAAAUCGAUCCAGCUCGCCUGCGAAACCAGGUUGUUUACUUCACUGUCACAGCCCAGAUCGUUGGCUUCGCCAUGGAGACUAUCGUGCCCUAUAUCAAACAGCAUGCACUCCGCAAAUAUAAAAAGUACAACAAGGAGCGCAAUGGUAAGCUUGACCGAAAUGGCGACAAGGAAUCACCCGAAAGACCCGCCGUGUCCUUCGAUGAUCCGGCCGAGGAAGUGCAGUUCCUCACGCGUGUGCGUAACGAGCUUGAGCUGUCCGAGUACGAUGUGACUGAUGAUCUACGUGAGAUGUGUAUUCAAUUUGGAUACUUGGCCCUCUUCUCACCCACAUGGCCGCUUGUCCCCCUCUCCUUCUUUGUGAACAACUGGGUCGAGUUGCGAUCAGACUUCUUCAAGAUUUGCAUGGAGUUCCGCAGACCUGUGCCAUUGCGGACUGACACCAUUGGACCCUGGCUCGAUAGCCUGGGAUUCCUCUCCUGGGUCGGAAGUAUCACGAGCGCCUCCCUGGUCUACAUGUUCAGUGGCAACGCACAGCACGGGCCCAACGGCGAGCCGACAGAUAUCAAAGGCUGGGCUCUGCUUUUGACAAUCUUCUUUUCGGAACAUCUGUAUCUUAUUGUGCGGUAUGCUGUGCGGGCUGGUAUGGCCAGAAUUGAGCCUCCCAAUUCCCGCAAGGAGCGCACUGACCGUUACCUCAUGCGCAAGCGCUAUCUUGAGUCGACAACCAAUGCCGAGGCGGAUGAGGAAAAGGACGAGGACGAAAUCACGUCUGUGGCUCAGUUAACUGAUAUCUCACGCACCUCUCUUGAAAAUGAUGCUCGGCGUGCGUCUUUGCACGGCGCCGACCCCGCAACCCGUUUCUGGAUGCACCAGCGAGGUUGGAUGGAGUCAGCGAAGAUUGGAGCUGGAAUUAUACAGGCACAGCCUACCAACGGUAGCGUGAAGAAGCAACAGUAG